This is a messenger RNA of Nematostella vectensis (starlet sea anemone), 1806 nucleotides long. Its product is annotated as lysosomal Pro-X carboxypeptidase. The transcript is spliced from 14 exons. NCBI's taxonomy places the organism in Eukaryota, Metazoa, Cnidaria, Anthozoa, Actiniaria, Edwardsiidae. Bases 143 to 1762 code for a protein of 539 amino acids. Gene Ontology annotation, molecular function: serine-type exopeptidase activity; dipeptidyl-peptidase activity. The record is from RefSeq and is a predicted model, not a curated record. Gene Ontology annotation, biological process: proteolysis.
ACAAGACAAAAAGAAGGCAAAUGUGUAGUUUAAUCAUGUGAGUGUAGCAUGACCCUUCGCUUUUGUUAGCCGUGCGUUACGGAAGUCACGAGAAAACCCCUAUGAAGACGGCUACAAGCAAGUUUUGAUCACCAUUUGCAAGAUGUCGAUGCAGCGAGUGUUUGGAGCAGUUCUUCUUUUGUGCUGUCUUGUGCUCACAGAAUCUCUUCGCUUUGCCCGAUUUCCGUCUCCAAAGAAAUCGGACCUUUCUUUCCUGAGUAAGAAGUCUGCGUGCAAAUUUUGUGUUUAUGAAACGAAGUACUUCACUCAAAAGCUUGACCACUUUAACUUCCGCACGAGCGCUACGUUCAGUCAAAGAUAUCUUGUGAAUAUCGCGAAUUGGCGCAAAGGUGGACCCAUCUUCUUCUACACCGGGAAUGAAGGUGACAUCACAUGGUUCGCUAACAACACCGGCUUCAUGUGGGAUAAUGCAAAGGAGUUUGGUGCUAUGCUAGUUUUUGCAGAGCACAGGUACUACGGAGAGACGCUACCGUUUGGAAAACGCUCAUACGAGAGCCCAAAAUAUCUUGGUUACCUCUCUUCUGAGCAAGCAUUGGCGGACUUCGCUACGCUCAUACGUCAUAUCAAGCUCACCACUCCUGGUGCCACAGGAAGCCCGGUCAUAGCGAUAGGCGGCUCAUAUGGCGGAAUGCUUUCAUCCUGGAUACGAAUGAAGUAUCCAAAUCUUGUCACAGCAGCCCUGGCAGCGUCCGCUCCUAUUCUUUACUUCCAGGGUUUAACCCCAUGCGAGGGCUUUAAUGAGAUCGUCACAAAAGACUUCCAUCGAGAUGGUGGGGAUAGCUGUGUAAACGCCAUCCGAAAAUCCUGGUCUGUUAUUGAGAAGCUAGGAGCCACACAAAGCGGACGUAAGACUCUGACCUCUGUGUUCAACACCUGUUCGCCUAUCAAAACCAAGUACAACGUGACGCAGCUUCAGGACUGGCUAUCCGAGACCUGGGCCAACCUUGCGAUGGUCAAUUACCCGUAUGCUGCAACCUUCCUCGAACCUUUGCCAGCCUGGCCUAUCAAGAAAGUGUGCUCUCAUCUAACCGAUGCGGACCUUCCCGAUGUGGCGUUACUCAAGGCUGUUGCUGGGGCCGUUGGUGUUUACUACAAUAGCUCUGGACAAGCGAAGUGUUUCAACCUAUCGCAGCAAGCUGUCUCGUCACUGGGUGAUAAGGGAUGGGAUUUCCAGGCCUGCACAGAGAUGGUGAUGCCUAUGUGUUCGGAUGGAGUCAAUGACAUGUUCAAACCCGUCAAGUGGGAUUUUGAAGCUUUCGCCGAAUCCUGCCAGGACAGUUAUGGUGUCAGGCCGCGUCAGUACUGGGUGGAGGUACAAUACGGGGGCCGCGACAUUAGCGCACACAGUAACAUUAUUUUCAGUAACGGCCUAUUAGAUCCUUGGUUUGCUGGCGGGGUUACAAAGUCGUUGUCGCCCAGCCUCGUUGCCGUGCUAGUGGAGGAAGGCGCCCAUCACCUUGACCUAAGACACAGCAACCCCGCCGACCCUCCCUCCCUGAUAAAGGCGAGACAGACAGAAAAAGAGUACCUACACCGCUGGAUCUCAGAGUACUAUAAAAAUAAAGAAACAGAGGAUCGCAGGCUCAACAAGGUCCUCUAUAGAAUGGAUAAAAAAUGGGCCACAUUCGCUGAUAAGUUUUUGUAUCGAAGAAAUCGCCGUCCUCGUGUCCAUGUUUUCUCGCGAGAAAGUAUUGACCAGUAGAAAUAAAUUGUUCCUUUUAUAUUAAAUAAAUGGCAGUUACUAAA